Molecule: messenger RNA, 4287 nt
Organism: Oncorhynchus mykiss (rainbow trout)
Lineage: Eukaryota; Metazoa; Chordata; Actinopteri; Salmoniformes; Salmonidae
Product: leukotriene B4 receptor 2
Biological process (GO): positive regulation of cytosolic calcium ion concentration; phospholipase C-activating G protein-coupled receptor signaling pathway; complement receptor mediated signaling pathway
Cellular component (GO): plasma membrane
Molecular function (GO): leukotriene receptor activity; complement receptor activity
Source: RefSeq, a predicted model, not a curated record
CAAAGAUACACCCCCUUCCUUUAACUCUGCUAUAGCAUGCUACAGCCAGCAUGACAGCUCAGGGAAAACGCAUCGUUUGAGAGCGCGAGAGAGCGAAAGUAAGGGAUAAGGAGGUGAGAACACGUGGAGAGAAAGAGGAGUAGCGAGAAAAGUAGGAAGAAGAUAAACAUCAAGACUGUAAGAAAUGAAAUAAAGGAAGUCUCGUCAAUCCAUGCCUCUAGUCCAUCUCUUUCUCUUCCCCAGGAUUAGGACUAUUUGGUCAUCACAAUGGCCCACAACCAAAGCAUUCCCCUUCGCCUCCUGUCCAACUUCUCCCUCCCCCAAAUCAUCCCUCCAUCCCUCACAAACCCCUCCUCAUCCCUCUAUCCAUUCUCCUCCUCUACAUCGCCCCCCCUGUUCCUGUCCACCUCCAUGCACAUCCUGAACACCACCAACACGUCUGUUUUCGGGGGAAACCAAAGCAUUGUGGGUAAUACCACCUCCACGACAGUAGGGGCUCUCAUCCUGUGUCUGGUCUUGCUGCUGGGCCUCCCCGGCAACCUCUUCAUCAUCUGGAGUAUCCUGGCGCGUGCCCGCCGCCGCUCCGUCACCACCCUCCUCAUCCUCAAUCUAGCGGUGGCCGACGGCUCACUCAUGGCGCUCACGCCCUUCUUCGUGAUCUACCUGGUCAAGAAGACCUGGGUUUUUGGCAACAUCAUGUGCAAGAUACUCUUUUACUUGUGCCUAGCCAACAUGUACGCCUCCAUCCAACUGAUCAUGCUGAUGAGCCUGCACAGGCUGGUGGCCGUGGUGUGGCCUAAGCGUGUCGCUGCACUUGCUGGACGGAAGGCGGUACUGCGCGGAGUGCUGGUGUUGUGGACCAUGGUGCUGGUCGCGUCCAUCCCUGCGUUGCUGUUCAGGGACGAGCGGAAGACCGUGCACCCCAACGGGAAGAGCCGGGUAGUGUGUGAGUCGUUGCACAAGCAGCAGAGUCAUGUGGUGCUCCAGUACACGUUGGAAACAGUGCUGGGAUUUGUAGUUCCUUACGGGGUGAUUAUAGGCAGCUACAUCUGCAUCCUGCGGAGGAUCAGGCAGACAAGGUUCAGGAGGAGGAUCCGCAGUGAGAAUCUCAUCCUGGCCAUCGUGGUAACCUUCGGUGUCUUCUGGUUGCCCUACCAUGUCAUCAACAUUGUGCAGGUUGCUGCCGCACUUUCUCCAAAGGAUUCAACUCUAAAAGCAAGGCUUGACCCUAUUUGGCAGACCAGCCGUGCGGUCACUUCAGCCCUGGCCUUCAUCAGCAGCUGUGCCAACCCUGUCCUCUACACUUUUGUUGGCAAGUCCUACAUCAGGCGGGACGGCUUUGCCUUCAUGGCCCGCUUGUUCGAGGGCACGGCGCAGGACUCUGGGACAAGGAAGAGCAGACAGAACAGCCAGAAUAGCCGAGAGAGAGACAGGGAUGCAAAGGAGGUCGGACUGAAGGAAAAGGAGGGAGACCUAGAGUCGACAACCAGCUCCAAUGUCAUGAGUCCCGUCUGUGUGAAACCUGUUAAGAAUGGCAAGCCGGGCCCGAUUCCGACUUAGGAAAUGAUGCCUUUCUUUUGCACAUCUUUCCUACACAUUUCUCAGUAGUUUACCUUAUGAAGGUGAGUAAUGGGCUUCGCAGGAGUGGUUCCCUUACGCGCACUGAAGAAAUGUAAUUCACCUGCUGAAAACCCUCUUACUUACUGGCCAACAGAUUUUCUUGUGGAGUUUUCAUUCAAUAGAGUUUUCAGUACAUUUAUUUAGCCAUCCCUUUAAAUAUGGCGUACCUUUUAGUUUUGUUUACAGACUCAAUACAAUAUAUCGAGAGAAUCGGUUCAGAAAUGUUAGGGAUGAAUUAAAGAAAGCCAUCUUAGUAUAUAUGUGCAUACUCAUCUCAGUUUCAGCACCAAGUGGUAGAUUUUAAAAUACUCUGAUCUUUUAGAUUAUUUAGGGUUAGGAAAUUAUUUGUGAAUCCUAAAAAAAAGGUUUGGAGGAAGAAAAUGGGUUGGAUUCAUUCAGAAAAUUGCCACGUUCAGAUCUUUAACUCAUGGUAAUUUUGGAUGAUUAGUGAACAAAGAAUUAUAAUAGGGAGAAUAGUGUGAAAUAGUAGGCUAUACCCUCAUCUAUUUCCUGCACUAACCAUGGAACUGUGUGAUGACACAUCCAAGUAUUGCACCAUACGUUGUGUUCAAACUGUUACGUUUGGUCUGUGCUCCUCUCCAUAAUGAUUGAAUUAGCUAUGUCUUAAAAUAUAUAUAUAUAUAUAUAUAUAUAUAUAUAUAUAUAUAUAUAUAUAAACUGUUACUAAUGAUCCUCACCAACAACCACAUGCCCGUGAUGGAGUUUACAGAGGAAGCAAAUGAAGGUUAACAAAAUAAUGUAAUUAAAUGGAACAAUAAUGUAGACUACACAAACUGAAGGGAACUAACAGUAAAUUGGCAGUUGAAUAUGUGUUGUUAUUAGGCCUACUGACGAUUGAUGCUGAUAGUGACUACUAUUUAACAUGAUAGAAAUAGGAAACAGAGAAGGUCGGGGUAGCCUAUAAAUCAAGACAUUCGAGAGUGCCCAUCCCAGCAAGGUAAGGCCUUAAAUUCUGCCUAAUGGCACAGCAUUUCAUGAACUUCGCUGUGGGAAAGUUGAUAUGCUUCAGUUUUCUACCAUUUGACUGGUUUCACAUAUGCCUCCAGCAAAUAUAAGAUAAAAUAUCUAAAACCGGUGUCAUUUAUAUGUAAAAUUCCCUUAUCCAAAGGGAUGACUCAUUUACCUAGCUCUUCCCAAUAGCUCUUAUCAAGUUAUAAAUUAGACAAAAAUUAAGUAGAUACUUUUCCCACGUUUUUCCUUAUUCAUGGUUUCCUCAUGCUAAAGGUGAAUAGCAUGCUUAAAUUCAAGGUCAGAAUACGCAUAGAGAGGAAAGUGCAUAAAAAAGCAUUUACACCCCAUUUACACAUGCUUAACUAUUGGCCCGAUUCCGAUUUAGGAAUUUAUGCCUUUCCUAUGCAUGCCUUUCCUACGCAUGCUUUUCCUAUGCAUGCUUUUCUUAUGCACUUUUCAGUAUUUGGCAUUCAGACUUAUUUAGUCGUGUAAAGCGCUCUGCAUGAGUGGCUACCUUGCGCACUUUGAAUAAAUGGCAUUCAACUGCUGAAAACCCUCCCCAUAUGCUGGGCAACAGAUUUUCUCUUGGAGUUUUCAUUCAAUGGGGUUUUCCUAUAGUUCUGGUCUCCAAUUUUCAUCUUUGCAAAUUAUGAGAGCACACAAUUAGAAUUCUGAAUAAAUGCAUGGCUAUUUAUAUCCUAUUUCACUGUGCAAUACAGUAACUGUCAUGUUGAUAAGACUUUCAGUUUGCUUCCAUAUGGCUGUUUUCACAUAAGGACAAGUUAUCUAAAACAAUUACUAUGUGUAUUUACAAUCCCCUUCCCAAAACGGAUUACUCAUUUACCUAGCUCUUAUAAAUAGAUAUGAUCAAGUUGUAAAUUACAGUGCAUGGAGAAAUGGUGUUAUUUCUAUUGGAACAAAUUAAGUAGAUGCUUUUUCUACUUUGAACCGGGAGGUUUGCUAGACCUUAUUCAUGGUUUCCUCACGUAAAGGUGGUGGAAUUAUUAGGGAAUUAAGUCAAGGUCAGAAUACGACGUAUCUGUAGACCCUCACCUCACGACGUAUCUGUAGACACUCACGCCUCACCUUCAUUUAUUCGGUCUCCACCUCGAACGAAUAGCGGAUGAAUAGCAUACUAUUCCCAUGCUUAAAUUCAAGGUUAGAAUACGCAUUGAGAGGAAAACGCAUUUUAAAAAAGGAAUAAAGUUCAAUUUACACACGCUUAACUCUGGUCGGAAACUGGGCCAUAGUGACUGGAAGAUGAAUGAGUUGGAUGCUAUUUCAGAAGCUGUUUUGGAGGGAAUGUUUCCUGUAGUUUGCAUGGUUGGCCACUAGAUGUGCAAGUCAUGUUUCCUAAUGGUUCAUGACUGACUUACCGACUGACUGAACCAUAUCUCUGUUUUUAGAGGUGGUGAUUCAAGCUCAGUGGGUGGUGGAGUGAAUUUAGUCAAUUGUCUUUACAGUAUGCUUUGUCUGACUCUUUCUCCUUCUCUCCAUUUGUGUGUGUGCGAGUGCAUGUGAUUUACUGCUGUAAGUACACUACAAUACCAAAUUGUUAGAGUAAAAAGAGCACUGUAUAAUGUAAAGUGUUACCAAUAUUUGUAUAAUUGUUUACCACAUUUAUUUGAUCAAAGGCAUUAAGACAUGUUGUGUUUGUGCCAGUGCAAGAAAAUUAAAAACACUUUUCUCAGAGAA